This is a messenger RNA of Bradysia coprophila, 1338 nucleotides long. RefSeq names its product putative gustatory receptor 2a. NCBI's taxonomy places the organism in Eukaryota, Metazoa, Arthropoda, Insecta, Diptera, Sciaridae. The record is from RefSeq and is a predicted model, not a curated record.
AUGGCUGGGCAAGAGUCAAAGAAAAAUAAAUAUAAUUUGUGGGAUGCAUUAAACGUUACAUUUAACGUUCAGAGAUUCUUUUGCACUUUCCCGCUGAGCAGGCAAGGGAAUCAAAUUGUUCCCUCACCAUUCGCAACAUGCUAUUCCAUCGUUUCGAUGAUCGUUUACAUUAAUGUGUUAACAUUAGCAGUUUAUGUGCUAAGAACUGAACAGACAACGAAAAAUGUUCAACCGGUGGAAUCCGAAAAACGUCUGUCCAACAGCUACUUGAUGAUUUUGAUCGUGAUUUUUGAAUUGGUUUUCAAUAAUGUUGCAAUUUUGGUCAUCGUUCUGUUUUCGCAUAUCAAACAAAAUAGUCAAAUUCGAUUCUUACAAAAAUUGUACGACAUUGAUCUGGUGAUAAUGGAUGAGCUUAAAAUGGACAUCAACUACCAGCGCUUGAGAGGGAUGUGCUAUUCGGCAUACAUCGCAAUUUUCAUUUAUUUCGCAGCAUUGAACUGUUAUCUGUUCUAUAAACUGCACGCAUUCAAUUCCUUGACUCCGGGCGUGGCUUUCAUGGCAACUCUGUACCAGUUCCAACAAUCGGCAACAGCAAUCACAACGUGGACAUACGUAAAUUACGUUACUCUGGUAUGGAAUCGAUUUAUUUUGAUCAGAAAACGGCAGGAGGAUUUGUCGAAGGAAAAGAAAAUGCUGCUGAAAACCGGAGUCAAAUACACGGAAAAUGUUUCGUUAUUGUCCACAUUACUGAUGAGCUACAAGGAACUAUGUUCGUGUAUCGAUGUGCUGAAUAAUCUGAGCGGAUCUAUUCUAAUAUUGAUGAUUGCACAUGAUUUCACAUUGACAACGUCGCAAGUGUAUCUCAUCAGUUGGAUCAUUAUGGACAAUUAUGGGGAAGAUAAAUUUGAAUUAGCUUUUGCAGUAUUUUUAUGGAUGUUUCCGAAUCUGGUCAAAAUGGGUCUUACCACAUUUUUUACCGAUAUUACUGUUGAUGAGGUGUGCAACAACGCAAAGGCUUGUAGCUAUACUUUGAAUAAGGGUAAUAAAAACAGUGAAGAUGAGGAUGUUCGGUGCAUGUUGGACAGUUUUGACUUAUGGUUGCUACAUCAUAAAAUCGAAUUUAGCGCCAACAAUUUUUUCAAGAUUGAUUUGAAUCUGUUGUAUGCCGUGAUAGGAGCCCUCACCAGCUAUGUUCUAAUUCUAAUUCAAUUUAAACAGCAAGAAGAAACAUUCACAGAUAAGAAUACUGGAAUUGGAUACGUUACAGCUACAGAUUACAGAGAAAAUGUGUCAAGUCUACCAACAAGGAACGAUUUAAUUAACGGUUUUCAAAAUUGA